AUGCGUUUCACCACCCUCGCCGCCACCCUCGCCAGCGCCUCACAAGCCACAGCCCUCCUCGCCGGCCUCUCCGCCCCCGCGACCAUCGCCCCCGGCUCGCGCUUCAACCUAACCCUCAUCGCCUCGCCGCGCGCAGAACCACGACCCGAAGUCGCCGUCUCCUACGGCUGGAGCGCCAACAACGGCUUCGAGGGUGCCCUAGGCUAUAACGUACAAUCCAUGUUCCUGGGCCCAAGUCUCUCUGACACCGACAACAAUAUCACCAUCUUGGCUCAGGCACCGGCGCGUGAGGACCUCAUCCCCGGUAGGCCGGCUGGGCCUGGUCCUGACGAGAACAUGUUUUUGAACAUUGCUUUCUUUCAGCUCGGACCAGGUAAUUCGUACCCUGCUAUUAGUAGUUAUAAUGUUUCGGUCAUGAUUGGGGAGGAGACGAGUGAGGGUGUGCUUGUGGGAAGUACCACGCCGUUGUUGGUUAUGUACGCUUAG
Molecule: messenger RNA, 486 nt
Organism: Pyrenophora tritici-repentis Pt-1C-BFP
Lineage: Eukaryota; Fungi; Ascomycota; Dothideomycetes; Pleosporales; Pleosporaceae
Product: FAP multi-domain protein
Source: RefSeq, a predicted model, not a curated record